AUGGCAUAAAUUGACCCUGCUUAUUUUGAGAAAUUAAAAGAGGCUUUGAAUAAUUUCUUACAAAAUAGCAGAAAUAGUAAUGAAAUGUUUUCAGAAAGGAAUAUAUAUGAAAUUCGUGAUAGAUUAGGAAGAAUUUAAGAGGAAUCUCAUACAGAGAGAAGUCGAGAUCCUAAUCAUGUAUGAAUAUUUAUAAUUCAAAAUAUAGUAAAAUUUAUAGAGUCACCAAAAAUGGUUUAUUGACAAUAGCUUAAACUUCUUAGUUUACGUAUUGAUGCAUGUAGAUCCUUAAACAAGUCGAAAUGUAAAGUUCAAUAUUAGAGCCGCCACAGUUGAAUUACUACAGAAAAAGAUUCUAUUAUAACACAUGACUUAGUUAGUAGUUGAUCAAUUAACAGUAGUAUUAGAGAAAGACAAUGAAAAUAAUGCAGCAAUAGCCAUAAGAAUAAUGAAUGAUUUACUUAAGAACAAUUAAUAGUAAUCACAUCAAUACUAAAGAUCUAAUAGUAUUUUCACGGAUGCAUUACUUCUAAAAUUAUACAACUUUUUUGAAUAAAGAAUCGAAUUCUUAGUUAAAUUUAAUAAUGAACUUAAGAGAUCUUAAUAUAAGAAAUUAAUUGGUGAUAAUUAAAUAAAUCCAUUUCAUGAUUAAUCUUAUGUUUUAUCAUAUGAUAAUGAUGAUAAAAGAGAAAAAGACAUCCGUUUAAAUAUCCAUAGUUUAUCGUUUGUGACCAAUAUUCCUCCAUUUUUCAUUUACACUAUUUUUGUGCUUGAUUCCAUUGUUAGAGAUGAGGUAAAAAAGACAAUAAAAGCUAGACCAAAAUAUAAAUGAGAGAAGUCUUAAAGAGAGCACUCAAAACUAUGAAUUAAGUUAUCAAUGAAACCAACUUCUAAGACUUGUUGCAAAAAGUACCCAGAAACAUAGUCCAUGAAUUAUACAAUGCUUAUUCCAAGUUUUUAUAAUUGUUAGCAUUUACAAUCAAAAGAGAUGAAGGUUAAGUAUAAUCUUAAUCCAGAAUUAUUAAAGAAUUAUCUGAUACAAUUAAAUUAGAUUAAGUUGUAGCAAUUAUUAUCAAAACACUUAAACAUUGUCCAGUUGACAUUAUUCCUAUCAGAAUUGAUAUCAGUAAUCGACUUAAAUAAGCCAUGACUUAAAAAAGAGAUCCUAUUUAACCAAAUGAAAUACAAGACAAAAUUAAUGAAAUUAAUGCUAAUCUUAUUGAAUUAAUUGAUGAAGAAACUAUUGUUGGCAAAAAUCUCAAAAUACCUCCUUUCCAAAAAACUAUCAUAUAUUAAAAUUGGUUAGAUAUUAUUAAACAUCUUGUAUAAAGCUAUCUGCCUAAAUAUGAUUAAUCUACUUAAUAAAUUACUAAUCUAGAAAAAAUGCAAACAGAUUUUAUUAAUAAUUAAAUUUAUAUGGAAAAAAUAUUCAACACUAUUUUUAAAAUAUUAUUUGAUUCCUCAUUAUAAUUACCUAUUCAUGAAAAAGCCUUAGAAUUAAUUAAAAUAUUUUUGGAAUAUUUUAUAAAAUAACCAGCCUAUUUUGUAGAUAAAAAUUUACUUUAAUUUUAUGUUGAUCAACCUUAAUAAUAAUAAAAUGAAUCUAUUUUCAAAGAAGUUACUACACAUAGUCCAAAAUACAAAUUACUUGAUCGAUUAUUCUAAAUGAUUGGAAUGAAAUUAAAUUAAAUUAGAAAAUAGAUUUAAUAAAUUAAGGAAAUGCUUAUUCGAACUUAAAGAUGGGGUCUUUCAAAAAAGACAACUCCAUAAACACAUGUUGCUUCCAUUCCUUGUAAUACUCAAUCUCUAAAUGAAAAUUACAUCUCUUAAUUAGAACAAUACAUUCUAGAGUCAGAUAUUGAUAUUGAAUAAAACAUUAUAACUCAAUAAGAUUAGGCAGCCACCUAAGUUUAUACAUAUGAUGAUGAAGAAGAAUUCUAAAUCAAUUCUAUCAGUAUUAGUACUUAUUAUUAAUAUGUUGAAUUUGCUAAAGAUUUGAAAUCCAAAAUCUUUGAUUAACUUAAUGAUAUCUUAUCGAAGUUAUUGGUAUUUGUUACAAAUACUAAUAAAGAAAUUGUGAAUAAAUAAAAAAGCAGACCUAAUUAUACCAUUCCUCAAAGAAAUAGCCCUUUAAAUUAAAUAACUAGUGAAAAUAGACCUUAUCUCAGUAAUUUAUAAUGCCAUUAUAUGUCUAAGAUUAUGAAAAAUGGACUAAUGAUAUUUGAUGAAUUACAUGAUCAUUAAAGAAAUCACUUUGAUAUUCUUGAUUAUAAGAAAAAGACCAUUAUUUAGUUUAUGCAAUUCUUUAUUUAAUUUUAAGAUCCUAUCAAUUUUAAAAAUAUUUUUGAACCCAAUUCAAAAUUAAUUUUAAAAAUUUCUGUUAAUUUGAUCAAGACUUGCCCUGAAUCCAAUUGUUUACCUUAUCUACUAUAGGAAUUUUUAUAAAUUCUUAGUCCACAAACAGAUCCUUAAAAUCCACAUAAACAAUCAAUCAAAUUUUAUAUAGAAUUUCUAUUACAUUUGUAUUUAAAAGAAUUGUAAACAACUCCAGAAUUACCAUCAAAAUUUGGAUAUUAUAGAGGAGAAUAAUGGAUGAACAAUUAAAUUUAGUAAAAAGAUUAAGAUGAAUACAUAUCUUUAAUAUAAAAACUAUUAAGAAUUCCAAUAAGAUUAUUCCCUAGAGUAAAAUGUUAAUAAAAUGAAGAACCUAUAGUAAAACCAUUAGUAAAAUAGCUAAUACUAUUUUUUGUAAAGAAAUCUCAUGAAACAUAUUACCCUAUUGAUUUUUUAGGUUUAUUAUUAUCAUUAGUCAAAAGAAUCUAAAAUAAUGAUCAAGGAGAGGGAUUAUCAAAAUAUUUCUAACAAUUAUGUGAUAGAUAUGAUAGAAAUGAUAAACAAUAAAUGAUGCAUAGAUAAUAAUAUGAAUUAUAUCACAGAUUAAAUUUAAGUGGAGUCAAUAUUGUAUUAAAUAUGUUUGAGUUAUUUCAAACAGGAAUUGUCGAAAUUUAAGAUAUUGUUGCAGAAGUUAUUGCCAAUUUUCCAUUUUAAAAAACACUUUAAAUUAAUUUAGCAAAAUAAUAUCCAGUUUUUGCACAAUGUCUAUUUCGAGCAUUACAUAACAUAUCAACUAUUGAAAAUUAAGUAAUUUAAAAAACAUUAAUGAUUUUGGAAAAUAUAGUAACAAAUUUAAGCAUGGAAGAAAUGAAAGAAUUCUUUGGAGAUCUUCUAUAACAAUUUAUAGAAAAAUUGCUUACUUUUCCAUCUGAAUACAAAAUGGCUGAUAUUUAUUAAAAUUCAAAAUAAGUUAAUUUAUUUUAAGAUCCAUCUUUUAAAUCUUUAAAAAUACUUUCAAAAUUAGGAUCUUUAGUUCGUAAAUUAGAAUGGCCAAUUGAAGUUAAAAGGAAUCACACUGACAAUCCUUUUAAAAGAAAUUAAUAUUUGGAAGUAUAAAUAGAAGGAUUAUAAACAUCACUUAAAAUUAAUCUUAACGAAACUGUACGAUGUGCAGUAGAAAUCUUAUAGAAUGUUUUAGAACAAUAAUUAGCAACAUAUUUAUUUAAAUAAUCAUCAAUUUAACAUAGUUAUUCUAUAGUGAAAUAAGUGCUUUUGGGAUACUAUUAGAUGCCAAUUUAAUUUGAUCAUGAUUUGUAUAAUUACUAAAUACCUUAAGGAAUGGCAUUAGAGAUGAAAUUAUAAUCACGUCAAUGUGAAUAGGAUUAAUUGAUUUAUUAAGAUGAUGAAUUGAUAUCUGCAGUUACCAAAGUAUUCAUUGGUCUAAGUAAUUUUCAUAAUAUAAUACAAACUAUGACAACUGCUACAUUCCAUAAGAUAAAGGAAGACGUUGAAAAUGUAGUAACAACAUUGUCUGAAAUGUUUUUCAUAUAAUUAGCUGAUGAUCAUUGUGAAAUGAUAGAAAAAAUUAUAUCUGAUAAACCAGAUAUUAAUUCUCUAUAUGCUAUGACUGAGUAGAUAGUGUAAAAUUAUUUAAUCGAAAAACCUUAGUCUAUUAGAUGGAUUUCUUAUCUUUUUAGGGGAUUAAACAAAAGAUAUAUGUUGACAGCAGAAGAAAAUAUGAAUUUCAAAGAUUUCUAUGUGCAAUAACAUGAAUUCAUUUGGAAUAAACUUUUAAUGGGUAAUUGUUUGAAAAAAUACAAAAAAAUUAUGGAGAAACAUAUGGUAAAUAAUUAAAAUUUAAAAUGGGCAUAUGAUGUUUAUUAUUCUGUUGUUAUUAGAUUAUUUGAAGAAUUUGUGUAUGAGAAAUUUGGUAAACAAACUUAGUUGUAAAAGGAGGAUGAUAGGCGUCGUAAAAUAAUGAUAGUUUAAUGUAAAAUAUAAAAAAUAAUUUAUUUUAGCUUAUGGAGGUACAAUGAUUCCAUCUGAAGGAUUGAAUUGUAGAUCUAUAUCAAUAGAACUUUUAAUAGAGAUCUAAAAUUUACUGCCAAAAUUUGAUGAUUACUAUACUUCUUCAUAAAUUAUUGGAUUACCUUACAUUCCAGAUUAAAGAAUAAUUGAGUGUUCAUUUAUUCUACUAAGAUAAUUACCUGAAACAAUUAGAGUGAUUUCUUAACAACUCUCAAAAAAUUUAUUGAAUCAAACAUUAAAUUAAUUGAUCAGGAAUCUUAAUUUAGAUCAUUCUAAAUUUGAAUAUUGUCAUCAAAGUAUACUUCUUUUAUAAGUCAAAUUGAGUUGCUUUAUAAAAAUAGUAACUUAGAAUUUUUUGACUUAUAAAAGAUCUCUACUAUAGAUAUGUAUGGAUUUAUUUGAUACAAUAAUCACUAAUCAUUUUAAAGAAGAUGCUGGAUAAUUAUUCUAUAUGAAUAUUGGAGAUGAAAUGAAAUAAAAUAUUGAGGAAAAGAUAGAAGCAAUUCCGUUAGAUAAUUUAAAUGGAAAUGGACCAGGAUUUUGGGUGAAUAUUGAAUUCUCAGAAAUUCUAGUCUCUCCUUACUGUCGAAAUACUGUAUUGAAAGAUUUAGUUAUCAUUAUUAAACAAUUAUGUGAAGAAUAGAAGAUGUCAGAUAUUGUAGCAUAGAAAUAUGCUAAUGGUUAUAGAAUUCUUGCUUAUUUAUUUCGAAAAUAUGGAUUAUAUAAAUAAGGCUAAUAUCAUCUUUUUAAAUUAGUAAGUCUCAAUUAAGAACCUCAUUUAGAAUCAUAUAUAGAAGAAUAUAUAAAAAGAUCAUAUAAAAUUAUAUAAUAGAAUGAUGAACAGUAUUCCAGAUAUUGUAAAUUAAUCUUUAAUGGUGACGAAUCCUAAUAAGCAUAAAUCAAUGUAUCACAUGCUUUAGAUGAUUUAGAUUUUAAAAUAAAUAUUGAAGACAUUGAUUUUGAAAUUAAAUGGUAGAGUUAUAUGGUAGUUGCUAUUUUUGGAUUUCUUAAAUAAAUAGCAACUAUUAAUUAUAUUUUCACUAUUUAAAGAUUUCUAUAAAAAACAAUUGAUAAAACUAUUCCAUUGAAACCUUCAAUUUUAUCUAUGAAAUAUAAGACUGUUGAAAUUCUAUAUGAAGGAUUAUUGAGAGUAGAAUAAAGUAUUCGAUAAUCAGGUUUUAAAUAUUUAUAAGAACUUAUCUAAUAGGAAGGUCUAUAAAAUGAUAAAACUUUAUUUGAAAAUGAUGAUAGACUAAAAAAAGUAAUGAAACCUUUACUAACAUGUGUACAAUCAGAAAUCUUUUAUUAUGUACCAUCAUUCUUAAAAUCUUUAAAACUGAUAUUGAAAAUAUUCAGUAAAGUUUUUCAUAGAGUAUUGUCUGAUAAACUAUAAGCUCAUCUACAAAAGAUAGUAUUAGAUAACUGUUAAUAGCUACAAAAUACAAAUUAAACAUGUACAACUUUGGAAUGGACCAUUUAAUAAUAAUAAUCAUAAGAAUCAUUGAAUUUCUAGAUGGGUAUCAUCUCUGGAUUAUUGAAGUUAUUUUAACAUUUAACAUCAUAAUUAACAAAUCCAUUGAAUGGGCCUUUGAAUAGUAAUAUUGUGUAAAAGAUCAUUUCGGAUACAUAUACAUUAAGAAGAAAUUACAUUUUCAAAGUUUCACAAUAACAAUUAAAUUAAUCAAUAGAUAAACCUUUGGUUAAAUUUUUAAAUACAUUGGCAGCAAAUCAUUUUGAUGUAUUUUAAUCUUCUUUCUCUACUUCAUAAAUAAUAUAAUUUCAAAAAUAAUUAGAAAACUUGACUUAAUUAUUUUCGAAUUAGACACUUAUAAAAAACCUAUAGGAAUAAUUUAGAGAAAGAUUAUAGUAUAUAAAAACAAUAAGAUAAAUUAUAUCAGAACCAACAGCUUAUCCAUUAAGAGAGAAACUCUGUCGAGAGAAGACAUAAUUAUAUUAUAAAAUGGAACGAUUUCAUAAAACAAUUGAAGAACUAAGUAGUUCAUUAGAGAAAGGACUGUUAAAUAAUUAGACUUAACCAACAACAGAAUAAUUGUACUCUUUUCAUCAAUCUUAUAUAUAAAAGGUUAUUAAUGUGAUAAGUGAAAUUAAAAUAGAAAUAGUGCAAUUUGGAUUCUAAUUAUGUAAACGUAAUCCUUCAUGUCUUAAAAGAAAUACAUAAAUACUGGAAAAUUGUAUACUUAGCAAUAUUAAAGAUCUUUUAGAACGUUAAAAGAGUAAUAAUCAAAAUAGAACUUUUUAAAACAAUCAAUUAUAAUUUGCCUACAAUUAAUUAACACUAUCAAAUUAAUAAAUUAAUAGUCUAUUAAAUAGACAUUGUAGUAUGUUAAAGUAAUACAUAAGUCAAAAUGAAGACAGUAAAUCUGCUAUUUAAGGAAUGUUAAAAUUAAUAGUCUAUUCUACUCAUGAUAAAGUUAAGAAAUGGGUAAGGAAUGUAGCUAUGAACAAAUCAAUUGAACUUAGAAAGAGAAUUAUUGAAAUUUGGAUGGAGAAAUUUAAAUAUGUUGAAGAGGAAUCAUCAAAUUAAGUUUAAAUGACAAUUGGAUAUCAUGUAAUAUAUCCAAUAUUGUUUUAUUCUAAUCAAAGAAAUGAUUUAGCAUAGAUUAGUUCACUUUAAUUAUUUUAGAGAAUCAAAGAAAUAAAUGAAGAAUUGUUUAAAUAGUAUGGUAAGAUUCUAAGUGACAUAGAACAUCAUGUACCUAUGAAUUUUGCAUAUAAACUUCCAAAUGGUUUAACUCCGAAACUUUCAGAUGCCAAUCAUUAUUAUAAAUCAUCUGUAAUUGAUAUGUUACAAAUUAGUUCAUAUCUAAUUUGUUUCUAAGAAUAACAACUACCUUAAGAUUUAAAAAUGUCUUAUCUCUCUUUUGGUUAUGAUAUGAUUAAUAAAUCAGAUAAAUUGGUAGCUUUCUAUGCUAAUCUAUACUUCAGUAAAUAUUUGAAGAAAAAUUAAUUAAUUCAAAACGAUCCUUAAUCUGUUAAUAAGAGGAUUGUUAAAAUAUAUACAAGAGCUAUUAAAUAGUUAGAUGAAAGUGGAUAGUCAGAAUAAGAAUUAUAUAGUUUAUGUAAGAAAAUAAUAAAUGUUGUAUUACCAUGUUUAGAUGAAGUUGAUUUACAUGAUCAAAAAGAUUGGAUUUAAGCAACUUAAUAAUUAUUAAAAUAAGAAUAAAGUUUGGAUUAAGAAUCAGCUUAAAAAGUAAGUAGAUUUUGGUCAAUGUUUGUAAAGAAUCAUAAAAUAUUCUAAAAACAUCAUGAAGCAUUUACAAUACAUAUAAUAAAUUCUAUGUAGUAGAUUGGAUUUUACAAUUUAAACCCUAAUACAUCAGCUUAAAUGACACCAAAUUAUUAAAAUUAUAGACGUAUAGCAUUAGACAUGGCUUUCUUAUAAGUUGAAUGGAAAACUAAACUAAUUAAAGCUGAAAUUGCAAAUAAAUCUAAAAAAUUCAAGGAAUCAUUUUAUUAGAGUGAACCAUAACAUCAUGAUGAAGCUCUAUCUAGUGAAAUAUAUUAAUCAUUCUUUAUAAAAUAAUCUCUUAAGGCUCAUAGCAUAGAGGAUUCUGAACUUUCAAAAAGAGCAUUAUAUUUACUUAAGAAAAUAUUAAUGAUAGCUCCACUUACAAAUUAGAAAAUGAAUAUGGAGACUUUAAAAAAGAAUGUAGCUAGUCCAUUAAAUUAAGUAAUAGAAUUAACAUAAGCUAAUUAAAAUUUAAGGGGAGUUCAAUAAUAACCUACAACCUUACCUUAUUUUAGAUAUUUUAUGAUAGUUUUACAUAUUCUAAUGAUAAUAGCAGAAUUUUAAUAACCUCAAAAGAUUCCUUAAUUAUUUUAACCAUACUUUGACAUAAUUUUUAACAUGAAUUAAUUACCAGAUUAAAUAUAAUAAUAAAUAGUUCCUAGACCAAAUGCAAAUCGAAUGCCACCUACAUUGUCUAGACCUGUAAAUUAAUAAUAGAGAUUACCAUUUUAACCAGCUCUUUUAGAUAGAACUUAAUAUCAUUAAAAUGCAUUAAGUUAAGAUUAUGCUCCAUUAAUAUUUAGUAUUUAUAGUAUUUUCAGAAAACUCUUAAAAAUUGCUAAAGAAUCGUAGAAUGAUUAAAGUGAAUAGUUUUAAAAUAAUUUAUCCAAUUGGAUUAAAGAAGCUAUAUAAGGACAUCCUUAAUUUAGAAAAAAUUAUUAACCAGCUACAUUUAUGGGAUCAAGAAUAACAAAUUCAAUGGUUAAAGUCAAUAUAUUAUCGAUCUUUUUGAUGAAAUUGUUUUUUAAUCAUGAUAUAUGUUAUGCUAGACCAUUGUUACCUGCUUUGAAAAGAAUUGUAGAGAUAUUGAUAGAAUAUUUAAAAUCAAAAGACAAAGGAGAUCAAUAUUUAGAUAAUAUGUAAAAGUAUGUUAUUCCUAAAAGAAAAUUUAAUAUAAGGGAAAGAGAUAAUUUGGAUGUAAAUGCUCUAAAAUAAUAUACUAAUGCUGAUCUUACCUAAUAUUUUACAGAUUUUGCAUAAAUGAGUGAUGAUUUUCCAUUUGGAAUAAAAAAAAGUGAAGAAAUGUUAUAUUUUCCUGAAAAUUUUCCAGAGAAUCAAAAAAUAAAAUUUCAUCUAUAUAGAUCAGCUUUAUAAAAGACAAUAAAAAUGAUGGCAUAUAAUUUUGAUGAAAUAAAAGAUCAAAGAGAAUAAUUAGAAUUUUUAUAAUUAUUAAUAUAAAUUAUUGAAUCAGUUCCUGAUUAUGAACUUAAAUUGGAAUGUAUUUCAAUAAUGCGUUUAUUAUUUAUAAAUGGUAUAAUAAAUAAAGAAGGUUAUUUAAUUGCAAUAUCAAGUAAUUUAUCACCGAUAAGAUCUUAAUAAGUAAGAUCAGAAUUAAAAAAGAUGGAAGAGAAUUAAUUAUUCAAAGCUUCAAAAAUGCCAUUUGAAGUUUAAUUAAAUUUCUUUUUUGAUCUAAAUAGAUUACAAAGUUUAUUUGACAAGAAAAUUGAUUAACGUAGUUCUGAUAGUUAUGAUAAUAAUCAUGGAAAAGUAUAAGAUUUAAAAGUAUUCAAAUUAUAUUUUAUGUUCUUAUGUGAAUUAUUAUUAGUUUAUCCAUUUAAAAAAUAGUAAGGAUCAAUAAAUAGUGGUUUUUAUGUAUUAAAAAAUAUCUUUGAUAAAGGGAGUGGUUCUUUAAAAGAAUUUAGACGUAUUCUAUAAGUAAUAAGUAAACUAAGUACUUGUUUAGAUUAUUAAUAAUUCUUUUAUAAAAUGGUUUUAGAUAUUUAUGGAUAUACAUAUGAUAGAUUCUUAUAAUUUUUAUUAGGAGAUUAGACAACAAAAUAAUAAGAUCAACCUUUGUAAACUGAAGGAGAAGAAAUUAUGUUAAUGGCUAUUAAAUAUUUAAUUUUAGGAAGAGGUUCAUUUAAAUAACCAACAAAUUUUCAACUUUAAUAACCAAAUAAGAUUAUUGUUAAUUUAGUGCCUGAAAGUGAAGAUUCAAAUAUGAGAGAAUAAGUUCUUAAUAAAUAUUUAGCGAUUUAUUAUAGAAAAAAAUAAUGGUUGAAAUUAUAUAAUUCUAGUAUGAAAUUAGUAACAAGCGAGUAUUUACCUUCAAUUGUUAUUUAUAAUCUCUCUUAUAUUCCUAUAUAGGAUUAAGCUUAAUAGCCUCUAAGAGAAUGUAUAAUACCUAGUGCUGCAAUUGAAUUGAUGGGUACAGCUGGAAAUGUUAGUAGUAGAUUACUUAGACCAAUCUUCAAUUAAAUUAUCAUUAAUGAUCUUAAAACAAUUACUUAACUUACAGAAUACCUUUCAUAAUAAUCACUAUCAUAUGGAACAUAAACUACUAUAUCAAAUUACUUAGUUCAAGAUAUAUUAAGUUAAUUGUAAAACAUUCAUUAAGUGCUAGACAAUUAAUAAAUGUAAAUUAAUUUCAAUAAUCUUAUUACAUGUUUACGAUAAAAAAAUUAACUGCCCUUAGCCUAAUAUCUUUUAGAAUAGAUUCUCCAAUAUCUUAAUGAAGAUUGUGAAUAUUAUUCACUCUUAUAUGAAGAUAUUAUUGUCUAAUUAUAAGGAGUCUAUUAAGAAUAAUGGAAUAAAGCAAGUUUAUUAGGAUGCAAGUCUAUUACUGCCACUCAACCAUGGGUCAAAUAGUUAAUUUUAAUGAAUCAAUUAAGAGAACCAGCUUAAUCUUACUAAUUAAUAUUAAAUAAUUAAGACAAUGUAGAUCACUUCUGGUUGUAAAUAGAAUAAGAAACUAAUGAAGCUUAAGGAAUUUAAAAGGAAUAUGAUUAAUAAAUUAUUCAUUAGUUAUUUACUGAAUCACUUCAAUAACUCAAUCAGUGGAAUACUUUGAAGCAAGUUGAUUAGAGUAAAGUGUAAGCAGUCUAAAAUAAAAUUAUUAUGGGAUUUAGGGAAAAAUAAAGGGAAUCAACUGAAUAAGGAUGGAAAGAUCUAAACAUACUAUCUGAAAUUAAACAAAAUGCCCAUUAAAAUGAUCUCUAUUGUUAUAAUCAAGCAUACUUUAAGUUACUCGAUUUUGUAAGGGAUGAUUCUUAACAAAAUUAACAUAGUAGAAGUGGAAGUCAUGUAUUGCAAUCAAUAGAAUAAAAUCUUAAAUAUGCUUAAAUUAUCAAUUUCUAUAACUUUAUCAAAACUUUACCCAAACUGACUUAAUCUUAUGAUUAAAUGAUGUCAUCACCUUAAUUAUGGGGAUUCAAAUUCCUUAACUUUGUAUCUCAAUUCCAACUUUAUACUGAAUUAGAAGAAAGUCUCAGAUAAUAUGCAACCAGUGUUCCUACUUAUCCAAAUUAGUAAUAAACUGCUUAUGACAUUCUUCUUGAUUAAAUAUCUAACGGCUAUUAAUCUAGUUUAUUCUGCAAAAAGUACCUAUUUGAAAGACAACCAACAAUUACUGAUUAAUAAGAAUUCACAUUUGAUUUGAUUAGUUAAAGAAUGGUUCAAUUAUCAAUGUGUCUAUAACGUUACAAUGCUAAUUUAAAUUAAUUCAUUAAUGGAUAGUAACAACUCUCCACAAGUAUUACUAUAGAUUUAAAAAGCUUUCAAAUACCUAUGUUAGAUUAUAAGACUCUUUUAUAUCCUAUGAGAUAUUAUUAAUAGAAUGGAAUUUUUGAAUUAUUUGAUGAACAAACAGUUUUAAAGGAAGUUCCUAAAUCCUUAUAAGUAUUUGUUGAGAAACUUUAUCAAUUAGAGAGAAUCAAAUUCAAAACUAUGAGAAUUUAGGAUGUAGAAUAGAAUAAUUUAUAGUUGACUGAUAUUUUAAACUAUUUAAAUAUUUAAUAAUUUGUAACUUCCAGUUCAGAGGAAUUUAAAACUUAUAUGAUCAGUAAAAUAAGGAGAUUAAAAAUGAUUAAUCAAUGUUAUAAACUCCUUAGAUUGGAUCAAUAGCAAUCUGACUUAAAUAAUAACAUUAAUAAUAUGAUAACUGAAGAACCAAAAUUAGAAUAGAUGGUUAACCUGACUAAUGAAUAUUUCAUUCAAAAUUAAAUUAACUAUUAUAAAUUUUGGAGAGAAGCCUAAAGAGUCUACCAAUUAGCUCAUAAGAAAUAUAGUAAUAACAUUAAGUUUGCCUAAAAUUACAUAUAGGUUACUUCUAUCAGUAUUUAAUAUAAGCCACAAAAGUUUCCUAUAAAUGGAAUGUACAUGUUCCAUAUACUAAAUGUAACCAAUCCUAUAGACUCAAUAGUUACUGAUGCUUUCUCAUAAGUGAUUUCUCUCAUUCCAUUACAUCUAUUGUAGAGAUUCUUAAUUCAAUUGAUAUCAACAUUUUUGAAAAGUCCUUCAGAUUAAGUAAGAAAAGAUUGUAUAGAUGCCAUAAAUAAAUUGUGUAAAUAUAAUCCUUUAAACAAUCUGCAAAUUAUUUAAUAUUUAAAAUGUCUUGGUCAAUUCACUGAUGAUAGAUCAUAAUAAUUUGUGGAUCAUUUUUAAAACUCUACAAAGUUAGGUAGUAAAAUUGCUAACAUCUAUUCAUUAUCGUAUCUAUUUAAUAAUAGAUCUAAUACAUCUAGUUGGGAAAUAUUAGAAGAAUUAAUUUAUUUAUGUGGAAAAGUAUUAGAUUAAAAGUAUUUUGAAUUAAAUUCUAUAAAUGUUAAUGAGAAAUUAUUGUAAAUAAUUAAUUUAAUAUAAAAAUACCCAUAAAUAAAGGAUUAUUUGAAAUAGUCUUUUCCUGUUAAUGAUUUUCAAAAAUGGAUAAAAAAUGAUUAAUUAAAAGCAGUAACAGCAAUCUAUAUUGCAUCAUUAAAAUUAAUAUAUGGAAAAUUAUUUGGUUAAUAAAUAAAUCCAUAAGAAGAUUUUUCUGAAUAGUUGAGUCAUGCAUUAAAUACUAUGGUUUCAAGAUAAAUUUAAAUAACAUAAUUAUAUGCAUUAAAUGAUGAAUUUUUAAUAAAUUAAACUCCAAUGUUAGGAUAAGAAGGAUAAUUCAAAAGAAAUUAAUUAUUUGAAAAUAUAUACAUAUCAAGUAUAUUCCCUACAGUGAAUAUAAUGUUUUAAAGAAGAAAGAGAUUAAUAAGACAGAUUGCUUUAUUAGGUAAUGAUGAAAAGAAAUACUUUUUCCUUCUAAAAAUAAAGAAGGUAGAAAAUAAGAGAUUAAUUCAAAAUAUAUUGGAUGAGCAUAUAUCUUAUUAAUUUUUAAAGAUAACAAAUUUAUUAAAUUAGAAUUAUAAAGAAACAAAGAUUAGAAACAUUAAACAUUUUUAGAUAGAGAAAUACCUUCUUGAAAGUGAAAAAUAAUUGUAUUAAAUAGAGUCUUAUUAAGAGGAGACUCAGAAUUUGAGUAAUAUUUCAGAUUUAAUUUUAUCAUUGAAUUAUCAUAAUAGUAGUAAUAAGGAUAGUAAAGUGAGAGUACCAUAUUAUAUGUAAAUAAAAUUAUCUAUUUUUUAUAGGGAUACAAGUGAGAAUUAUACGUAGAAAUAAGAUCUAAAUAAUUAUAUAUUGAAAUUUGCAAAAACAAUAGACACUUUUGUAUAUUUGAGAAAGACAAUUGUAACAAAUAUAGGAGUUUAAUGUGCUUUAAGUUUUACAAUAGGAAAUAGUCAAUCUCCUAAAUAGUUGGAAAAUUUGUAAUUAAAUUUGAGUAAUGGUAAUUUCUUUUAGAAAAAAUAAAUAUUUAAAGUGAUUAAUUAGAAAUUAAUCCUUUAUGAUCCAUAUGCAAUAAGAUAUUCAAGGAAUUUUGAAUAUUUAGUUGGAGAAGUGAAUUUAAAUGGAUAUUUAAUUCCUGCAUUUACAUGUACAAUAAUAGGGAUUUUGAAUUAGGAGUAAGAAUUAUAUAUAAAUAAUUUUAUAGUCUUGCAGAAUAUUUGAAUGUUUUAUUUUUAUAAUUGGGAUGUAAAGAUUCAAUAGAACCAUUUAUAUAGAAAUUAAAGGAUGUUGUUUAUGAGAAUGGAAUGAUUGAUUCUAAAUGUGAUAGAUUGAUAGAAAUUUCAAAGAGUUUAUUUGGAGACGAAGAAAAAAUAAAAUAAUGGGUAAAAAGAUGGUUUUGA
This is a messenger RNA of Paramecium sonneborni, 13821 nucleotides long. The record is from the annotation of a GenBank genome assembly. Lineage: Eukaryota; Ciliophora; Oligohymenophorea; Peniculida; Parameciidae.